Molecule: messenger RNA, 1344 nt
Organism: Didymodactylos carnosus
Lineage: Eukaryota; Metazoa; Rotifera; Eurotatoria; Philodinida; Philodinidae
Source: the annotation of a GenBank genome assembly
AUGGAUCAAUAUUUAAGUGCGGUUCUGCGUAAUUAUACAUCAAAAGAUAAUACAGGAAAUGAAUCGGAUGAUGAGGACUCAUUUGGUGGUAAUCAAUUACAUUAUAAAAUUCCAUUUUGGAUCGGUUCAUUUGUAAUAGGUCUAUUAUUAUUUUCGGCAAUUAUUGCUUGCAUUAGAUACUGUUAUUUUACUCUAUGUCCAUCACAUGAAACAGAAAAAGUGGCGUUGGUGCCUCCAACAUCAGUAUCAACGCAUGAAAAACGGUCGCAACCAUUAGUACGCAAAAAUAACAGUGAUGAAACUCCAUCAACAAAACGACAUCGACAAAUGUCCUCACCAGUUAUUCCAAAUAAAAAACAUCAACGUUUUCAUCACUCUGCCUCACGAGACGAUCACAUUGAUUCGCAUCCGUCUCGUUUAAUGAUAAAUGAUACAAUAACAGAUAUUGACACACACGUUUUGAAUCUACCGCGUUCUCGUGCACCAUACGAUCUUCGCAAAAAAAUAAAUGGCGUUUACGUAUUGCCCGUGUCACCCGCCCUUUCCUCAGCUUCAUCAUCAUCUACACAAACAGCCGACAGUAAAUUAAGUACAAAUGAAACACCGGUACGUCCCAUACGAAAUACUGACAUGUCAGCAGUUGAUGACGGAGGACGAAUGGCAUUCAACAACAAAGGCUACGGUGACUCACCCCAACCCAAAGAUCGAACGUUAAAUCGUUCACAAUUAAGGACUACGACGCCUAAUACGACACUACGUCGAACAAACAACGGUCUUCCUCCACCACCUACUCAACCUCCCCCGUCACCACCCAUUCAUUUUUCGAAUAAUAUUCGACGAUCUCAUGAUAUGUUGAAUAAGUGUGCAACGAUGGGUCUCACUACAAAAGAUCUUAACAUGCGGUUUUGUCAGCAAUCAAAUUAUGGAAUAAUUAAGGAAAAUACUAAUCAUAAACAUCCUCCACCCGUGCCUAGUCGAUCACAAAAACCGACGAAUGCCAUUGGUUUUGAAGGAAUAAUGGUGAAGCAGUCCGAUGAUUACGAAGCAACAAUUGGGUUUCGUCGAGAAUUAAUAGAACAACAAGAGAAUUAUUGUGAACAUCAUUAUCCCGAGCAAUCACCAAUAACUACUGAUCAGUGGCCAAUACCACCAGAAACGAAUGAUGAAAUAUCCAUCAUUCGGCACAGUCAAUCCAUAAAUCCUCUGCCAACAUCUCAGACUUAUAAUCAUUUAAAUCUACUUCCUCAAGUUCACGUCAGGAAUCAACAACAUCAUAGACGUCGCACAGUUAACGACAUAUUUCAACAUGAGGAUCAAACAAUGUUAACUGAAUCGAAUACUUAG